GUCCAUACAAUAUUCAACAUUACACGAAAUAUUCUAAAAGUAUUAUUUUAAACGAAUUUGUCGUAAGCAUAAAUAAAAAAUAUACCACCCUAUCUAACGUUUAUGUACACUGGCAGUAGUAGAAUUUAGGUAGUUAAAUGGAUGAUGUUUAAUACUUGUUAUUAAUUGUAAGAAAAUUUGCCGACUAUGGCACGCAAGUAUUUGUCGGAAGAAAAGACGGAGAUGUUGAUCAUGAGCCAACAAGAAGCGGUUUCGUAUUCCCGAAGAGAUAUCUCGUGCCAUCUGUAGUUGCGAAAGAAAUCCAAGUAAUGCGUUUAUCAGCGAACUGACGAGGACUCGUCCGUCGGGUUCAAAGUAGGCAGAGUAUCUGAUUCGAGGUCCCGUCAAACCCUGUGACCUUUCGUAGUUUGUGGUGAACUUCAUGUGCGCUUGACCGUGGAACUUGCUUGGUUUGUCCACCCACUUACAUCUCGCCGCUACGCUUACCUCUCGUGAAACAUUAUUUCGAGCGAAAUUCAACAGAUCCAGUAAUAAAAAUGACAAUACUUUGUACUGUCAGUGACCUCUGAUAAACCUCUGAACGCAACAUGCUCUCGAAGACUAUGAUAUUCUCUCACCGAACUUGAAUGGAUCUCGUGGCCGUAAAUUAACGUGCAACGAAUUACAAUCGGACCAAUCUUGAUAUUUAUCUCGAAACGACCUAAUCCCUAUUAUCGUAACAACUCAAAGAUCAAAGAGGGGUCAACAAAAUGUCAAGAGAACGUGCAUCAAGGAGAUUUUACCGUGUAGACAGCAGCAAUGAUCUGCUGGAAUUUAUGGAUCGUGGAUAUACAGCACAACACGAGAACCGAUGGACUUUUGAAGUUGCAUGGGAGGCUGCUAACAAAGUUGGCGGUAUAUAUACCGUAAUAAGAUCCAAAGCUUAUGUCUCAACUGAAGAAAUGGGAGAUCAGUAUUGUCUUAUUGGCCCAUAUAAAGAAACUUCUGCCCGUACAGAAGUUGAAGAAGGAGAUUUCCCACGUAAUAGUCCACUGCAUUUAGCUGUUCAAGUACUACGUGAUCAAGGAUUCAAAGUGGUAACAGGAACAUGGCUGGUGGAUGGAAAUCCGCAAAUAAUACUCUUCGAUAUUGGGAGCGCGGCAUGGAAGUUAGACGAGUACAAGCAGGAAUUAUGGAACACCUGUCAUCUUGGUAUUCCUCAUCUUGACAUAGAGGCGAACGAUGCAGUUAUCCUUGGAUAUCUCGUUUGUCAAUUUAUUUCUGAAUUCAGAAAAGCUGCCGAAGGAUAUUCCGAUGUUCCACCUCGUGUAGUUAUCCAGUGUCACGAGUGGCAAGCGGGUGUCGGCUUAAUCGCUUUAAGAACUAGACACGUGGACGUUGCUACAGUUUUCACUACGCAUGCUACGCUUCUUGGAAGAUAUCUUUGCGCAGGAAAGACUGAUUUUUAUAAUAAUUUGGAUCAGUUCAAUGUUGACGAGGAGGCAGGAAAACGGCAAAUUUACCACAGAUAUUGUAUGGAACGUGCAGCUUCACACUUAGCGCAUGUGUUUACAACUGUUUCGGACAUAACUGGUUUCGAAGCCGAACAUUUACUGAAACGAAAACCCGACAUAAUCACGCCGAACGGGCUCAACGUGAAGAAAUUCGCGGCAUUGCACGAAUUCCAAAAUUUGCAUGCCGUUAGCAAAGAGAAAAUACACGAGUUUGUUAGAGGUCAUUUUUACGGUCAUUACGAUUUUGAUCUGGAUAAGACUUUGUACUUCUUCAUUGCUGGACGUUACGAGUUUGGAAAUAAGGGCGCCGACAUCUUCAUCGAAGCUUUGGCCAGAUUAAAUCAUUAUUUAAAGACGUCUAGACCGGACAUGACUGUAGUUGCUUUUCUCAUUUUUCCAGCACGAACCAAUAAUUUUAACGUAGAGUCAUUACGAGGUCAUGCUGUCACUAAAUCGUUGAGAGACACCAUCAACGACAUACAACAGAAAAUUGGAAAACGCAUGUACGAAUUAUGUUUGUCCGGUCGUAUGCCCGACGCUCAAGAUCUUUUGCAAAAGGACGACACUAUUAAAAUCAAACGUUGUUUAUAUGCUCUACAAAGAAAUGGUUUACCGCCGGUUACCACGCACAACGUAGUAGACGAUUGGAAUGACCCGGUACUGAACGCUAUCAGAAGAUGUAAUCUUUUUAAUACUGUUAACGAUCGCGUGAAGAUAGUUUUUCAUCCAGAGUUUCUGUCGUCGACGAAUCCACUAUUCGGGCUCGAUUACGAAGAGUUUGUUAGAGGGUGUCACUUGGGAGUGUUCCCAUCCUAUUACGAACCUUGGGGAUACACGCCCGCGGAAUGCACAGUCAUGGGUAUUCCUAGUAUCACUACCAAUCUAUCCGGAUUCGGUUGCUUCAUGCAAGAGCAUAUAGCUGACCCGAUGAGUUAUGGUAUUUACAUUGUGGACAGGCGAUUCAUAGGCUUGGAAAAUACAGUUCAGCAACUUGCUCAAUACAUGUUCGAUUUUGCACGACUUAGUCGUCGACAGCGUAUCAUUCAAAGAAAUCGCACGGAACGCCUCAGCGAUCUUCUUGAUUGGAGAAAUCUUGGAAUCUAUUACCGUCAAGCCAGAAUAAAAGCGUUGAUAAAAGUUUAUCCAGAACUGGCCUCGGAAUAUGCCGAAGGUGGUGUAGGUCGUUUCAGUUAUCCAAGACCCAUCAGCGAACCCCCAUCGCCUUCUUCUUCGCGGCACACCACUCCAGCCGCUUCGGUUCACGGUUCCGACGACGAAGAUGAAGACGAAGACGAAGUUGACGAUGAAAAAGAGCUAGAAGAGCUGCGCCAGUCGAACGGAAGAUAAAAGGCUGAAUAGAAUGCGAUGAAUUGAUAUGUACACUAGCGGAUUUUUGAGACUUUGCGAUGGUAGUGCCAAAUAUUUUGCUUAUGCGUACCUUCACGAACAGUUGCUCCAUCGCAUUCUUUUAUUAUUUAAUUGUUCCACACAUUACUCUCUGUCACUUCCAUACUAUGCAUUCGCGUAAAGCUCAAACAUGACAAAACAUCAAUAUGUAGAACAGUAUUUACACGACACGCAAAAUCAUUACCAACAACAGUCUUCCAUCGAUCAAACUCCCGUGUAAUAUUCCAUACAUCAAAUGAUAUUGUUAUAUUUUGAAAACUAUAUUUCAUGUUAUGCAUAUACACAUAUGUAGUGAGUGGAAUGUGUUCCUAUUGUAUAGACGCGGUUAUAUUUUUAUGAGAAUUAGUAUAUGAAUAAAAGUUUCAUAACA
Messenger RNA from Hylaeus anthracinus, 3270 nucleotides. It is a transcript of the gene GlyS, whose product is annotated as glycogen [starch] synthase. The transcript has 13 exons. Gene Ontology annotation, cellular component: cytoplasm. The record is from RefSeq and is a predicted model, not a curated record. Gene Ontology annotation, biological process: glycogen biosynthetic process. Gene Ontology annotation, molecular function: alpha-1,4-glucan glucosyltransferase (UDP-glucose donor) activity. NCBI's taxonomy places the organism in Eukaryota, Metazoa, Arthropoda, Insecta, Hymenoptera, Colletidae. The coding region runs from base 750 to 2840 and encodes 696 amino acids.